Molecule: messenger RNA, 745 nt
Organism: Anneissia japonica
Lineage: Eukaryota; Metazoa; Echinodermata; Crinoidea; Comatulida; Comatulidae
Product: cytochrome c oxidase assembly protein COX19-like
Exons: 3
Coding region: 111-401 (96 amino acids)
Biological process (GO): mitochondrial respiratory chain complex IV assembly
Cellular component (GO): mitochondrial intermembrane space
Source: RefSeq, a predicted model, not a curated record
AUAUUUAAAGGACGACUGAGGUCAAAGUUCAUCUCUGUUGCCACCACGUGGACGAAUAGUCUGAAGUCUUGUAAUUUUAAUUGAAUUGUAUUAACAUAAAUUUGAUCAAAAUGUCAACAAUGAAUUUUCAAAAGAGUUUCAAGUCAAGACCACCUGAUAAAGGAAGCUUUCCUCUUGAUCACGAAGGCGAAUGUAAGGAUUUUAAGAUCCGGUUUAUGGACUGCAUGCAAAGAAGUGGCCAACAGUCAAGUGAAUGUAGGCUGGAAUCUAAGGCAUAUCUGGAAUGUCGUAUGGAAAGGGAUCUUAUGACAAGAGAACCUUUGAGUAAACUAGGAUUUGCUGACUUAGUUGACAAGAACGCAAGUGCUUCAAAAACUACAGAAUCCGGCAAAGCCUCGUGACAUAUAAGAAAAAGCAUUGCAUACGUACAAGCAGGAACAGUGACUGAGUGUCCAGAAAUAGAUUGCUAAUGACUUAUACAAUCCUUGAGUUUGUAUAUAAAUAGAAUUCUAUCAUAUCAGCAAGUCUCGGAUCUGUAUGCUUUUCUGUUCUAUGAAAACAUUUGGUUUCCAAUUAAAGAUAAUUGUUGCACUUCCUACAACAUGUACACUUGCCAAUUACAGGAGAAUGUAAUGGUUGAUAAACUAUGGUUGAGACUAAAUCCUGGCGUCUGAGUGUAUUUCAACCCCUGGAUGCAAUUGGAUGGCAAUAACUACAGCUACAGUUUACAAAUACAAUUUUUUUU